Salvia miltiorrhiza (redroot sage) is the source of this 1124-nucleotide messenger RNA. Its product is annotated as WRKY transcription factor 71-like. The record is from RefSeq and is a predicted model, not a curated record. The transcript is spliced from 3 exons. Gene Ontology annotation, biological process: regulation of DNA-templated transcription. Bases 180 to 956 code for a protein of 258 amino acids. Gene Ontology annotation, molecular function: DNA-binding transcription factor activity; sequence-specific DNA binding. NCBI's taxonomy places the organism in Eukaryota, Viridiplantae, Streptophyta, Magnoliopsida, Lamiales, Lamiaceae.
CAAACCAUACAGUUGUAUUUAUUGAACAUCACUUUCAUGAUCAUGACUCAUAUGACUGAUCAUCUCUCAAUGCUUGAAUAUUUGUGUGUGUGUGUGUGUGUCUCCAGAGAGAGAAAGGGGAGGGGGGCAAAAGAGUAUGUGAAAAAGCACAAGUCACACAAUAAAAAGAAAACCCUUUAAUGAGUUUCUCCUCAAAAAAGAAAAUUGAAGAUCGAUCAUCUCCCAUGUCUGAUGCAGACAAUUACAAGAUGGGAUCACAACAAGGGUUGCAGUUUUCCUUCUUAGCCGAUCACACCUCUUUCAUGUACAACCACCCGAAGCAGCAAAACCCUAGUGACACGAUGAGCUUCUUUUACAACACUCCAUCGCCAUCACCUGCUUUUGACCCUUCUUGCUCAUCAUCUGAACCACCUCUUUUUGCUGUCAACAAGAAUCUUGGAGAGAAUCCCAAUUCUUCGGAAGCCGCCGCUGUUGAAGAAGCUGAUUCUUGCCCAAAACACUGUAAAGCUGGAGAUUUGAAGCCUAAAAAAGUCAAGGAGAAAAAGGCAAGAGAAGCACGAUUUGCCUUUGUGACUAAAAGCGAGGUAGACAAUCUUGAAGAUGGAUAUAGAUGGCGAAAGUAUGGCCAGAAAGCUGUCAAGAAUAGCCCUUUUCCGAGGAGCUACUACAAGUGCACUAGCCAAAAGUGUAGUGUGAAGAAGCUUAUUGAGAGAUCAUAUGAAGAUUCGACAAUGGUGAUCACCACCUAUUUGGGGAGACACAACCACCACAGCCCCGCCACUUUACGCGGCAGAGCCGCCGUGCUGCCGCCUCCCCUUCAGCCGCAAUUCGGAUUCCAUAACUUCCCCGAAAACUACUUCACUUCUAUUCACCCUAAUUUUCCACAGCUCGAGAUUAAUCCCCAAUUUCUGGCUGAUCAAUUCAACAUGGAUUCAUCUUUUCUUCAACACCCAUAGAUCAAUGGUGGAUUCAUGUUCAUAUAUAAAAAUAUCAUUGUAUCAUCUCUCUCUCCCUCUCUAAUUAAACUUUACGAAUUUGUACUUGUAUCUAUUUUUGCCUAAUUAUAUGUGUUGGUGGAUUUUAGGCACUAUUUAAUAUUUAUUGAAGCAACUUAUUGGGGAGUU